UUUGGAAGCUGAUAAAGGUUGGUUUUUUACUUCAAAAGAGGGAUCAAAAGAUGGGAUUUUGGAAGUGGAGCUCCUUCUUCUGGGGAGGAGGAGAAGGCCCUUCCUCUGGCUUCGGCUCUUCCUCCACCGCGGAGGAGGUCACCCAAGGGAUUCGUGCUGGCCAUCUCACGGCCAUAGUCACAGGGGCAACCAGUGGGAUCGGAAAGGAGACUGCGAGAGUUCUGGCGCUGAGGGGCGCCACUGUCGUCAUUCCAUGCCGGACCCUGGAGAGUGGCAGGAAGGUUAAAGAAAGCAUUUUGGAGCACAACCCGGAUGCCAGGAUUGAUAUCAUGGAGAUGGAUUUGAGCUCACUUGAUUCGGUUGGGUCUUUUGCUCGCGCUUUUAAUUCGUCGUAUCAGCACCUAAACAUCCUCAUUAAUAAUGCAGGGAUUAUGGCUAGUCCUUUCCAGCUAUCCAAGGAUGGAGUAGAGCUGCAAUUCGCUACGAAUCACCUUGGACAUUUUCAACUAACAAAUCUGUUAUUGGACAAGAUGAAAAAAACUGCCAAAGAAACAGGCAUUCAGGGAAGGAUAAUCAAUGUUUCAUCCUUGGGUCAUACCAGACAAUUUGAUGAAUCCUGUUUUAAUCUAGAGAAAAUAAAUGAUCAAUCUAAGUAUGCACCUUUUGGGGCAUAUUCUCAUUCAAAGCUGGCAAACAUAUGGCAUGCGAACGAGCUAUCUCGGCGUUUACAGGAAGAAGGCAGCAAUGUGGCAGCAAACUCUCUACAUCCAGGAGCAAUAAGUACGAACUUAUGUCGCUACUUAAACCUUAAGCCAUUUAUACUGGACUCUAUUGCUGCUGUGAUGAAAGCCUUUGUAAAAUCCAUACCCCAGGGUGCAUCGACGACUUGUUAUCUAGCUCUACAUCCUGACAUGAAAGGUGUAACAGGCAAGUAUUUUGUCAAUUGCAAUGAGGCAUUGCCUUCUUUCACGGCAAGAGACAGAGUCUUAAGCAGCAGAUUUUGGGACUUCAGCCAAGAACUUCUGAAAAGGCUAGGAGGGGGAAGAUGAUGCAUCUCGAAGGGUUAUCUUUGAAAUUCCAGAACAAUGAUGUUGACUACAAUUUCUAAGAUUUGUAAUCAAUGACAUAUAUGCUUUUUCUAGGCUCACAAAUAAUCUAUACUUAUGUUAAUGAUGUUUAAGAACAGCCAGUACUUUUCUGAACUGCAAAAAAAAAAAAAAAAAAAAAAAGGAACAAGUUUUCUA
This is a messenger RNA of Phoenix dactylifera (date palm), 1244 nucleotides long. RefSeq names its product short-chain dehydrogenase TIC 32, chloroplastic-like. Lineage: Eukaryota; Viridiplantae; Streptophyta; Magnoliopsida; Arecales; Arecaceae. The record is from RefSeq and is a predicted model, not a curated record.